This is a messenger RNA of Sphenostylis stenocarpa, 3843 nucleotides long. Lineage: Eukaryota; Viridiplantae; Streptophyta; Magnoliopsida; Fabales; Fabaceae. The record is from the annotation of a GenBank genome assembly.
AUGGCGAAUUUAGCUCUGACUGGUAUUCUUGAAAAGAUGACUGGGAAGGACAAAGAUUAUAGAUACAUGGCCACCUCCGAUUUGCUCAAUGAGUUAAGCAAACCGACGUUUAAGGCCGAUGCUGAUCUUGAGGUAAAAUUGACGAACAUCAUCAUACAACAGCUUGAUGAUGCAGCUGGAGAUGUUUCAGGACUUGCUGUCAAAUGUGCAUUCAGUCUUGCACCGUUAGUGAGGAAGGUGAGUGAGGUAAGGGUGGUGGAAAUGACCAGUAAACUAUGCGACAAAUUGCUAAACGGGAAGGAUCAGCAUCGCGACAUUGCUAGCAUAGCUUUGAAGACAGUUGUUGCUGAAGUUUCUACACAGUCUCUUGCACAAUCUAUUCUCCACACUCUCACGCCGCAAUUGAUAAAAGGAAUUACUGGUCCUGGAAUGGGCUCUGAGAUUAAAUGUGAAUCUCUGGAUAUUUUGUGUGACGUCCUUCAUAAAUUUGGGAAUCUAAUGGCAGCUGACCACGAAUUAUUAUUAAGUUCCUUGCUUUCUCAGUUGAGCUCUAAUCAAGCUAGUGUGCGUAAGAAGACUGUGGCAUGCAUCGCAUCUCUCUCUUCAAGCUUGUCAGAUGAUUUGUUGGCAAAGGCAACAGUUGAAGUUGUUUCUAACUUGAAAAAUAAAGUUGCAAAGUCUGAAAUGAUACGUACAAAUAUACAGAUGAUUGGUGCUUUGAGUCGGGCUGUUGGCUACCGAUUUGGGCCCCAUCUUGGAGACACUGUUCCAGUGCUAAUUAAUUAUUGUACUAAUGCGUCAGAAAAUGAUGAAGAGCUCCGCGAGUACAGCUUGCAGGCACUGGAAAGCUUUCUUCUAAGGUGUCCAAGGGAUAUUUCUGUUUACUGUGAUGAAAUUCUUCAUCUGACGCUAGAAUAUUUAAGUUAUGAUCCAAACUUCACUGACAACAUGGAGGAGGAUACUGAUGACGAAGGUCUUGAAGAGGAGGAGGAUGAUGAGAGUGCAAAUGAAUAUACAGAUGAUGAAGAUGUCAGCUGGAAAGUUCGCCGAGCAGCAGCUAAAUGCUUAGCAGCAUUGAUUGUUUCUCGUCCUGAGAUUUUGUCAAAGCUGUAUGAUGAGGCCUGUCCAAAACUAAUUGACAGAUUCAAAGAAAGGGAAGAAAAUGUCAAGGUAGGCCCAAAUAAAGAUUUUAUUUUUGGUCUUUACAGCGCAAGGUUACUUUUUAACAUGGAGGUGUUGCAGAUGGAUGUAUUUAAUACUUUCAUUGAGCUCUUGCGCCAAACUGGAAACGUCACAAAAGGACAGAUUGAUGCAAAUGAAAUGAGGCAAGUGGCUAAUGCUUUUCCUAGUAGUGAUAUGAAUGAACUUCCACAAUCAUUAUCACUUCAGCUUUUCAUUCCUCGAUGGUUGUUGAAGCAAGAAGUGUCAAAGAUCGUCAAAUCUAUAAAUAGGCAGUUGCGUGAGAAAUCUAUCAAGACAAAGGUUGGAGCCUUUUCUGUUUUGAAAGAACUUGUGGUUGUAUUGCCCAACUGUCUUGCAGACCACAUUGGUUCUCUCAUUCCAGGAAUUGAAAAAGCAUUAAAUGACAAAUCAUCUACCUCAAAUUUGAAGAUUGAGGCCCUAACAUUUACAAGAUUGGUAUUAUCUUCACAUUCUCCUGAUGUUUUUCACCCUUAUAUCAAGGGAUAUGCAUGUGCUAUGUUUAUUGUCAUGUAUUGGAAUAAACAUAUGGCUGCAUUUUGGGAUCAAUUGCAUUUAUAUUUCUAUUCGCAGGCUCUUUCUGCUCCUGUUCUGUCAGCUGUUGGUGAGCGCUAUUACAAGGUCACUGCAGAGGCCUUGAGAGUAUGUGGAGAACUUGUUCGGGUUGUGCGGCCAAACAUUGAGGGAUCUGGUUUCGAUUUCAGACCAUAUGUUCAUCCCAUAUAUAAUGGCAUUAUGUCACGCUUAAUAAACCAAGAUCAAGAUCAGGAAGUUAAGGAGUGUGCUAUCUCCUGCAUGGGACUCAUAGUGUCGACAUUUGGCGACCAUCUAAAUGCAGAAUUACCUGCAUGUCUUCCUGUGCUUGUUGAUCGGAUGGGAAAUGAGAUAACCCGACUUACUGCUGUCAAGGUUGGUCAGUGGAAUAUGGCAUUUGCAGUCAUUGCUGCUUCUCCACUUCGGGUGGAUCUAUCAUGUGUUCUGGAGCAUGUGGUAGCAGAGUUGACUGCAUUCCUUCGAAAAGCUAAUCGUGCACUAAGGCAGGCUACCUUGGGAACCUUGAACUCACUCAUAGUUGCUUAUGGUGAUAAGAUUGUGUUGUCUGCUUACGAAGUUAUUAUUGUAGAACUGUCUGGACUAAUUAGUGAUUCUGACUUGCACAUGACAGCUCUUGCCCUGGAACUCUGCUGCACAUUAAUGGGCGACAAGAGGUCAAAUCAAAGUAUUGGUUUAGCUGUUAGAAACAAAGUUCUUCCUCAAGCUCUAACAUUAAUUAAAAGCUCAUUGUUGCAGGGGCAAGCACUUUUGGCUUUGCAAAACUUUUUUGCUGCUUUAGUCUACUCUGCAAAUACUAGUUUUGAUUCUCUGCUGGAGUCGCUGCUUGCCUGUGCUAAGCCUUCUCCCCAGUCAGGUGGCAUUGCUAAACAAGCUUUGCAUUCCAUUGCUCAGUGUGUGGCUGUUUUAUGCCUUGCUGCUGGUGAUCAGAAGUGUUCAUCUACAGUGAAAAUGCUUACUGACAUUCUGAAGGAUGACAGCAGUUCUAACUCAGCUAAGCAGCACCUUGCCCUUUUAUGCUUGGGGGAGAUUGGUAGAAGGAAGGAUCUAAGUACACAUGAACAAAUAGAAAACAUUGUUAUUGAAUCUUUCCAGUCCCCUUUUGAAGAGAUCAAGUCUGCUGCCUCAUAUGCUCUAGGUAACAUUGCUGUUGGUAAUCUUCCAAAAUACUUGCCGUUUAUCUUGGAUCAGAUUGAUAAUCAACAGAAGAAACAGUAUCUCUUACUUCAUUCUUUGAAAGAGGUAAUUGUGAGACAAUCUGUAGAUAAAGCAGAGUUUCAAGAGUCCAGCGUGGAGAAAAUACUUAAUUUACUCUUCAAUCACUGUGAAAGUGAGGAAGAGGGAGUGCGCAAUGUAGUGGCGGAGUGUUUGGGCAAAAUUGCUCUAAUUGAGCCUGUAAAACUUGUUCCUGCACUCAAGGUAAGAACAACCAGCCCAGCUGCAUUUACUAGAGCUACUGUUGUCAUUGCUGUGAAAUACUCUAUAGUUGAACGUCCAGAGAAGAUAGACGAGAUUAUAUACCCUGAAACAUCAUCAUUUCUGAUGCUUAUCAAGGAUAACGAUAGGCAUGUUAGGAGGGCUGCUGUUUUGGCUCUAAGCACAUUUGCACACAAUAAGCCAAAUCUCAUAAAGGGGCUUCUUCCUGAUCUGUUGCCUCUUCUAUAUGAUCAAACAAUUGUUAAGCAAGAGUUGAUACGGACAGUUGAUCUUGGUCCUUUCAAGCAUAUUGUGGAUGAUGGACUGGAGUUAAGGAAGGCAGCUUUUGAAUGCGUAGACACAUUGCUGGAUAGUUGUCUUGAUCAAGUGAACCCCUCAUCAUUCAUUGUUCCUUAUCUUAAAUCUGGUUUGGACGAUCACUAUGAUGUUAAAAUGCCAUGCCACCUGAUACUUUCAAAACUAUCUGACAAGUGUCCUUCUGCAGUCUUAGCAGUGUUAGAUUCAUUGGUUGAUCCACUCCAGAAGACUAUUAAUUUUAAGCCGAAGCAAGAUGCUGUCAAGCAAGAAGUGGAUCGUAAUGAAGACAUGAUUCGAAGUGCACUCCGAGCUAUUGCAUCCUUGAACCGCAUAAGGUUUGUUUUGACCAGUUUGUGA